Molecule: messenger RNA, 1061 nt
Organism: Trichogramma pretiosum
Lineage: Eukaryota; Metazoa; Arthropoda; Insecta; Hymenoptera; Trichogrammatidae
Product: venom allergen 3-like
Exons: 5
Coding region: 194-748 (184 amino acids)
Cellular component (GO): extracellular region
Source: RefSeq, a predicted model, not a curated record
AAGACCUUUGUGUUUUACUGCUGGUCAAAAGAAGUCGAGUAGAGCCUCGACUGACGUUUACGAGCUAUAAGCUCGAGCGCACCUGGUAUCGAGUGCAUUUGUUAUUAGUUCAAAAAAGGUCGAGAGUCGCGUGGGGGUUUAAUUGCGUUUUGCGGCAAAAUUCACAGUAAAACACACACACACACACGCAGAGAUGUUUUCGAAAAAAAUAAUCGAGUCCGGAUUAAGUGAUAGCGAUAAGAAAAUCGUGAUCGAUUUGCACAAUGAACUGCGACAGAAGGUGGCCAGGGGCGAAGAGAAAAGAGGCAGUCCUGGUCCCCAACCGCCGGCUAAGUUCAUGCCGAAUUUGGAAUGGGACGAUGAACUAGCGGCAGUUGCACAAAGGUGGGCAGAUAAAUGUAUCUGGGGACACGAUCGUGAGAGAAACGUAAAAAGAUUCACAGUUGGUCAAAAUAUCGCUUAUCUGUCCACCACCGGGGACAUAAAUAGUCUGAAAAUCGAAGAAAUGGUUUACAUGUGGUACGACGAAGUAGUUCAUUACAGUAAGGAUGACGUACUUAAAUUUCGCAACAAGGGAGCCAAUGGCCAGCCCAUUGGCCAUUACACUCAAAUGAUCUGGGCUAAGACAACGAAAAUGGGAUGCGGAGCCGUGAAGUACAGAGAUGGAAAUUACAACAAAUUUUAUAUCGUGUGCAAUUACGGACCCGGGGGCAAUUUCUUGGGUCAACCUCUUUACGAAACGCGCUGAGCUCUUCUUUUUUUCUUCAAAUUUUAUUUCCAUACGUCUGGCAUUGAGCGCCAUCGUAUAGUAUUGAUAUCGUUAUCCCCAGGUUGGAUUUACCCAACGGUUUCCGCCGCUUUACCAUGAAUUUAGAAAACAUUUAUUUUUUUUUUUGUUAAGAUAGUUCUAGUCGGAAAAAAAUAUUGCGAAAAUAUAAACAGGCUGAUAAGACGCGGGGCGCCGGGUUUACGCAAAGCAGCCAAAAAACGAACAAAUGUAACGCUUAUUCCAAUGCCUUUUAUUAACGCCAACGACAAGAUGGCACUGCAACGCACAUUUU